AUGGGGCCGUGGCGGUGGUCGCUGUUCUGGUGCUUCCACGUGGCGCUGGUCCGCGGCACCGUCCUCGCGGGGGGCCAGAACUCGCAAGAAAGACCCCCGCGGCCGGCGGGAUGGUCCCCGGCCCCGUCAUCCUCCUGGGCGCCCACGCCGGAGCCGGGAUCGUCGCGGGACCCCGAGGGCUCGGCGGCGGCGUUGGCUUUCCUGCAGACGGGCGAUGCGCAGAGGCUGGCCCGGGCCAACUGCAGCCGGGGUGUCGCGGGGGGGGGAGCCGGGCCCGGCCCCCCCCCGGCGCUACGUUCCGCUUUGCGUGCCGCCCCCGAGGCUCUGGCCCACGCCGCCAACUUCCUCAACAUGCUCUUCCAGACCAACGACAUCCGCGAAGCCAGCGUGGCCGAGGACGUGGAGUGGUACCAGGCGCUGGUCCGCAGCCUGGCAGAGGGGCACCCGUGGGUGCGCCGGGCGGUCCUCGCCCUCGACGCCCACCCGCUGGCCGCCAAGCCCCGGUUGAUGCUGCAGGCUACCAAAGGGAACGGUGAAAUCCUGCUGCAGGACGUCUCCUCCACCGCUCCCGGCCUCGGAAACCUCAGCUGGGAUAACGAGUGGUUCAACUCCUUCAAGUCCCAGCGGAACCCUCUCCUCCACAAACGGGUGCUCAGCAAUGACCUGCGCAGCAUGGAGACCCCCAAGUGGCAGCGGGGCGAUAGCUACAUGGGGGAGCCGGGCCACGUGCGGUGGUCCCCCCCGUUCCUCGAGUGCCGGGACGGCAGGUUCCUGCCCGCCUGGGCGGUCACGCUCUCCUCCGCUUUCUACGGGCUCAAGCCAGAUCUUAGCCCUGAGUUCAAGGGCGUCGUGCGGGUGGACAUCGAGCUGCGGGACGUGACCAUCGACCAGUGCGCCAGCGGGCCGGGCUGGUUCGCAGACACGCACCGCUGCGACCUCAACAGCACCCAGUGUGUCCCCCAGGAGAGCCGUGGCUUCGUCCUCGGGAGGUACUUGUGCCGGUGCAAGCCGGGCUUUUACGGGGCCGGCGGAGCUGCCAGCGGUGCCCGGGCAGGUGGGUGACGGACGGUGGGGGCAGACGGGGGGUCCCGGCUGGCGUGCCGGCCCUGCCGCCAGGGAUGCACCACCUGCGAGGACGACAUGCCCUGCCUGAUCCAGGAGGAUCGGGCGCUGCGGGCAGCCAUCCUCUCCUGCCAAGCCUGCUGCAUGCUGGCCGUCUUCCUCAGCAUGCUCGUCUCCUACCACUUCCGACGGAGCAAGAGGAUCCGGACGUCGGGAGUCGUCCUCCUGGAGAUGAUCCUCUUCGGGUCCCUCCUCCUCUACUUCCCCGUGUUCAUCCUGUACUUCAAGCCGAGCAUCUUCCGCUGCAUCGUCCUGCGCUGGGUGCGCAUGCUCGGCUUCGCCAUCGUCUACGGCACCAUCACCCUCAAGCUGUACAGGGUGCUGAAGGUGUUCCUGUCCCGCACGGCCCAGCGGGUGCCCUACGUGUCGAGCCAGCGGGUGCUGAAGAUGCUGGGGCUGAUCCUGCUCCUGGUGCUGUGGUUCCUGGCAGCCUGGACCAUCGGGAUGCUGGAGAACGUCGACAAGAACAUCCCGCUGGUGAUCCGUACCCAGACCGCCCGCGGGCUCCACUUCUACAUCUGCAGCCACGACCGCUGGGACUACAUGAUGGUGAUCGCCGAAAUGCUGUUUCUGCUCUGGGGCAGCUUCCUGUGCUACGCCACGCGCACUGUGCCCUCCGCCUUCCACGAGCCCCGCUACAUGGGGAUCGCGCUCCACAACGAGCUCAUGAUCUCGGGCACCUUCCACGUGGUCAGGUUCAUCAUGGUCCCAUCGCUGCACCCCGACUGGACCCUGCUGCUCUUCUUCGCUCACACCCACAGCACCAUCACCAUGACCCUGGCGCUGGUCUUCAUCCCAAAGUUCCUCCACGCUGGCUCGCCGCUGCGGGAGGAGAUCGCGGCCGAGGUCUACGAGGACGAGCUGGACAUGCGGCACUCGGGCUCCUGCUUGAACAGCAGCAUCGCGUCCGCCUGGAGCGAGCACAGUCUUGACCCCGAUGAUAUUCGGGAGGAGCUGAAGAAGCUUUACUCCCAGCUGGAGGUGCACAAGAGGCGGAAGGCGCCCGCCACCCCCCCCCCCCCCCCCAACAAGCCCGCCCCCCGCCGCAGCUUGGGCCGCUCCAUCGUGCGCCGCCUCGCCGAGCUGCCCGAGGCCGCGGCACGCCGUAGCGGCGGAGGGGAACGGGUGGGCACCCCGGCACGCCGCGGUUCCUCGGCCAAGCGGCUCCCCGACGCCGGCGGCGCCAGCCUGCGGAUGCGGGAUGACGGUUCCCGGCGCCGUGCCGCAGCCCCGCGCAAGUCCUGCAGCACCGAGGGUCCUGCGCAGGAGCCCUGGGAAAGCUUGCCCAUCCGUGGUCCCCCCGGGGAGCCCACGCCGGGGAGGAAGACGAUGGCAGAGACGACCUUGGAGCAAUCCGACAGCGAGUCCCUCGAUGCCGCCCCACUCGUAUGCAAGUCAGCCAGCGCCCACAACCUGGCGGGGCACGGGCAGCAGCCCCCCUCGCCCCGCGCAGCCCCUUUGCAGAAGUCGCUCAGCGUCGUCGCCGGUGCACGGGAAGAGGCUCUGCUCGCCGCCAGCCGAGCUGCGCGGCAGGAGCGGUACGCCAAUCGGCACCUCUCUGCCCUGUCCUCGGAGCACCCCACGGUCCCCAAGGAAGCCGAGAAGCCCCAAAUCCCCGGUGCAGCUGAUGCCCUCCUGCCAGCCAGCUCCAGCCCUGCCAAGGGAUGCCUCCAGAAGGACACGUCCACCGUGGGCGAUGGCAAGGUGCAGAAGCAUGUUACCUACGCGCCCAUCAAGAGCAUCAGCAUUGACAGCUCCCACCUCCCGGGCCGGGUGCGGGUGACGGUGAGGAGGACCCCCCCGCCACCCCCAGUCCGCUACCAGAGCCUGGGGCAGCACGCUGCGCCGGCCGGUGACAGCCCGGAGCCAGCGGAGUUGCCUGCAGAUUCCCCGGCACAGGCAGGAGAGCCAGAGAGGACACCAGAGGGAUCUGCAGAGGAAAAGCUGGGGCAUGCGUCCCCCCCGGUGGGGAAGGGCAGGCUGCUGACCUCAGCCUCCAUCCCGGCACAGGUCUGCCCCUGGGAGCUGGUCCAGGAGGAGAUCCUGAGCCAGAAGCAAAAAGCUGCCGAGGCAGCAGACUCGGGGACCCCCGGUGACACAGCGGCCACCCCCUCCAGCCUCAAGCCAUCCUCCCAGAAGACCUCCCUCCGGGGCUUGGGACUCGCCAUCAAAGCCUUCAAUCGCUCCAGGGGGAAAAGCAUCCUGAGGGGGAAGAGGGAGGGUGAGGGGAGCCUCAGGAAGAAGGGGCGCGAGUGGGAGGGGGGCAGCAGGAGGGAGAGGCCUGGCCUGGCAGAGAUGUCAGUUGUGUCCCUCGGGGGGAUUAGCCAAGACCCUGCCGCCAAAAGCCCUGAAUGGAGCAGGCAGAGGCCCAGCAGCGAGCCCACCGCCCGCCUGUGGCAGGGGGACGCGGUCCCCUGCCAGCACAACAACAAUGCCGGCACCACCUGGGAAGCUGCAGGCUGGGGGGACGGUGGGACAGAAGGACAGUGGGACAGCCCAGCCCCGGGGACAGGCGAUGGUGAGAAUCUGGCAGAGAAGCCCAGCGCUCUCCAGGGGGAUGGAGAUGCUAGUGGGGGCCCAGAGCCACCCUCAGGGGGGCAUAAAGUCCCACGCGGUGUUGGCCACCAAGAAGGAGCUGAAUAUCCCCAGGAAACCCCGGCAGUGGCCGACAGUGGGAAAACACAGAUAUGUCCCCAGCCAGGGGCCAAGGUUGCCAUGGCCGAGCCGGGAAAGGAUGCUCCUGCAGCCAUUGUGAGGUUGAUCGCACCAAAGGAACAGGGGGCCAGGCCAGCUGAAGGGCUUGAGAGCAGCAGGUCCCUCCAUCCCCAGGACCGCACAGAGGUGGAGCAGCCACAUGCAAAACCCAUCGCGAGCAGCCCCCACCCGUCCACCACCGGUGUGGAGAGAGCGGCUGCUGAGAAGUUGAGGGCUGAGGUUUGUUCCCGGGAAGCCCCGGGCAUCCCAGCAGCAAGAGGAGCCUUGCUGCGUCAGGAGGCAAUUGUUUCCCGGGAGGAGAGAGGGGUCCCACUGGGCGAGGAGAGACCAGCCAAGGUGCUGGAGAAGGGGAGCAGCCAGCCUGAGCCCCUCAGUCCCGGGGGCAGCUGGGGCACCGAGAGGGUCCCCCCAAGGAGCUGGAGCACAGAAGUGGCCCCGGCUGCAGUGGGGAAAGCCAGCAGGGCAACGGGCAGGCAGGCAGAGGUCUGUCCUGUGGAAACUCAGGCAGAUUCCAGCAUUAGAAUAGAAAUCUGCCCCUGGGAAGAGAGCGGGGGUGAGCACUGGGGGCCAGGAAGAGCCCCGGGGAAGGGCAGCAGCGAGGUGGAUGCUGGCCACCCCAGGGAAGAGCUGGGCAUGGAGAAACCGCUAGCAAAAAGCCCAGAGCUGCUGAAAGUGGCUUUGGAGAAGUCAAGCAGUGUGGAGGGCAAGAGGGCUGAGGUUUGUCCGUGGGAGACCGGGGACGGGGGAAAGACUGUCAGAGCAGAAAUCUGCCCCUGGGACAUGGAGGGGGCUCAGCUGGAGAAAGAGAGGCAGGAAGGAGAGAGCAUCAGACCAAAAUCACUGGGUUUGCUGAGAGCACAGGAGAGCCGGAGCAGCCUGCAAGUGCCCAGCCAGCCCUGGGGCAGCACCAGCAGCGAAGAACCCCCAUCGAAACCUGCUCCCAAAAGCUCUGAGCUUUGCUUAGAGGGAACAGCCUUAUCCGAUGCAGGGAAAUUAGAUGAUGGUAAAAUUUCCCAAAUGAAGAAAGGGAUUUCCUCACAGAGAGUGGCCCUGAGGGGCACGGGAGAGACAGCUCUGGCUGCAGACAAGGGGAGCAGCCAGUGGGGAUCUUCCCAGCCCGGGGAAGGUGCGGAGCAGCCUGGCACAGGGCUCACAGCAAAACACCUAGCUCUGCCCAAAACAUCAGUGAAGCAAGCAGGAACCAUUGACAGCAAAAAGGCCAACAUUUGUCCAUGGGAAGUAGAAGAUGAGCCUCUUGCUAAAACAGAAAUCUGCCCUUGGGAAGAGCCUGCAGCUCCACUGGGGAAAGAGAGACCGAGUCAGGACACACAUGGGACUUCCAAAGGGAAAACCAAACCAGGAUCUGGAAGACUUGAAGAUAUCAAAGCAAAACUGGCAGAGAUGGGUGGCCAUGGCUCAGAGCACAGGGACACCGGGAUCUUUGCAAAGCUCCCUAGGAAAAGCCUGGAGAAUUCAAAAGCUGAGUCCAAGAAAUCCCAGAGUGUGGAGAGCAUAAAGGAGGAGGUCUGUCCCUGGGAGAGCUUGGGCACAGAGCAGCUCCCAGAAAAAACCCAUGCCAGGACUCCAGCGCUGCCCAAAUCGCCUUCAAAGAAAUCCCAGAGCGUGGAGAGCCUGAAGGCAGAGGUCUGUCCUUGGGAGGCUCAGGAGGUUGAAUCCAGUGAUAAAGCAGAAAUCUGCCCCUGGGAGGUGGCUGCACCUCUGCUAGAAAAAGGAGCAGCCCCGGGUAAGGCAAACCUCCCACCGAAAAAAGCAGGUGCCUCCAAACCACCAGAGAAGGGGAGCAGUGAGUGCGAGGCCAUCUGCCCCUGGGAGAGCCUGGGCACAGAGGAGCUCUCCCUGAAAACCGCUACAGGGAAAGAGCCAUCCAAGAAGUCCGACAGCACAGAGAGCAGGAAAUCUGAUAUUUGCCCCUGGGAAGCAGUAGAGCCCACCAGCUCAGAGAAGGGAAGCUUCAAACCCGGCGUGCACCCACGGGGAGCUGACAGAGCAUCCACCAUUGGGAUGGGAAAGUCAAAGCUGGUGGCAGGAGCCAGCACCGUGUCUGCAACAGUCCUGCUGAAAAAAUCCAAGGGCAGAUCUGACGGCGAGGCUGAGCAUAAGCCCCUGUGCCGCAUCCUGCCAGGCAUCCAGCCCCCACGGAGCCCCAGGGCAGAGCCACUGCCUUGGGGAGCGAGCACGGCUCCUGCGGCGGGCAGCAGCCCCAGCCCAGGCACUAGCGUAGCUGAAGUUUGUCCCUGGGAAACAGAAGAGGCUCUGCCAGCAUCUGACAAGACCAACACAGACACGAGGAAAACCGCCGAGGUGUGUCCGUGGGAGGUGGAGAGCAUUGAUCCCACCCUGACCCUCCACAGGCAGGGCAGAGCUGGGGUGAGCCCCCAGGAUGGAGACAGGGGUGUGAGUGAAACCAAAACCGAUGUCUGCCCAUAG
This is a messenger RNA of Haliaeetus leucocephalus (bald eagle), 6285 nucleotides long. It is a transcript of the gene GPR179, whose product is annotated as G protein-coupled receptor 179. The record is from RefSeq and is a predicted model, not a curated record. Gene Ontology annotation, cellular component: membrane. The transcript is spliced from 11 exons. Gene Ontology annotation, molecular function: G protein-coupled receptor activity. NCBI's taxonomy places the organism in Eukaryota, Metazoa, Chordata, Aves, Accipitriformes, Accipitridae. Gene Ontology annotation, biological process: G protein-coupled receptor signaling pathway.